Messenger RNA from Exophiala aquamarina CBS 119918, 1380 nucleotides. RefSeq lists its product as uncharacterized. NCBI's taxonomy places the organism in Eukaryota, Fungi, Ascomycota, Eurotiomycetes, Chaetothyriales, Herpotrichiellaceae. The transcript has a single exon. Bases 1 to 1380 code for a protein of 459 amino acids. The record is from RefSeq and is a predicted model, not a curated record.
AUGUACAUCGAAGACGACUUGGAUGAUUCCUCAAAUCUGCCCCCGUCAUUGCUCGAUCUGUUGUCCAACUCCCUGGUUCUCGACCAUAUUGUUCCAUACUUGCCACUGUCCAGCGUCUUCUCUCUCGCCAGAUCAUCCCGCUCGUUCCGCGACCUACUGCUCAAGACCCCAUCAGUAUUCCGCUCUGUCGACUUGUCGAAAUGCAGUGGAGCAUAUGUUCCUCCAGGUCUCCUGACCAGGAUCGACUCAGGCGGUCAUUCUUGGCGUGCUGAACGUAUCGACGAAAACCUGACUGAGGACGAGUUCUAUGCGGGCCCGCUCCGGGGAGUUCUUUGGAAAUUGCGUCGAAUGCACGUUCUUCAAAGUGUCCAGACUCUUAUUCUCGACAACUUGGCGUCUGUGACCCACGACUUGGUCAGUGAUAUUGUUCUUGCUCCAGAUUAUAACAUUCGAAUCCUCAGUAUCCGACGAUGUGGGAAUAUCAACCAAGCCAAACUACAGCAACUGCUUCGUCACUUGUGUCGACCUAGCCGCCCAGAACGCACACCGCGACUCCAGGGAUUGUACAUUUUCACAGAUCCUUCCUCAAAAAACAAUCAAUCGAUCAACGACCUCACUCUUUCUUCGGGGAUAACGUUUUCGGACGGUGCUCAACUUGGAACCAUUCCUACUGCCCAAUCAAUCUCGAAUUGUGCUACAACAGAUCCGUGGUACUCUCCCACUGGCAAAGUCAUCGAUAAAGGCUUUGGAAAGCGGACCGGCUGGGAAGAAACCUUGCAAGCAUGUUACGGAAUUAUCAACUUUGAUGCCGUUCUAUGCACUCAUAUGCAUGCUGACAUGGAGUCCGUGCUCCACGAGGCUUCCAAAGAAUAUCUCCUAGAACACAAACCCGGAAUUGCCCCGAUGGCUGCGAUAUCUCUAGGUCCUGACGGCUGUGCUGGCUGUGGUCGAAACCCGCAUGAUGCACCUGUCUGGGGCGAAAGCGGAAUCCACGAGUUUCCACUUCUCUGGCCUCCCCCCUCAUCCGCCAAACUUAUCGAUGCUGUCCGACCGCCCUCUCGAUUCUCCGACAAGGGCAAGCCUCUCAAGCAAAGGCUAAUCGUUGCGUGCUCUUGGUGUCUUACUAACCGUCAUUGCGAGAGCUGUCAUCGCUGGUGGUGUGCUGAUUGUUAUAAUCCGAAGAAGUCAAAAAAAUGGAGCGACAUGGAAAGGUUAAGCAGCAUUGGCCUAUCUUAUCUCCCGUCCUUGGAAGAGCUCACGAACGGAGCUGCAAACGACGAUUAUGGCGAACAUAUCAAGGUAUUUAAUGGCCUCUGCGUUCAGAAUUGCCUCGUUGCCGAAUAUAUGGCCGGAGCCGGCGAGGGCGGUAUGUGGGGAUGA